GUUCAAAGUUCCCUCCGUUUCAAAAUUCCCCGGACACGCCCACGUGGCAGUCAUGUCAAUGGACCCCACUCCCACGGCCACUGCUCUGAAUACCUUCGAUUGAACCCCUCCCCCCGCCCUCUCUCUCUCUCUCUAUCCUCCCUUAUUUAUUCCGGCUAAUUGUGUCCGAAAUCGGCAGUCGGUGUCAGACAACCUUUUGAUUUGUAUAAAUAGUCUACUUGCUUCUACGGUUCUACCCACUCUCCCCACUUUUGUAACAAGAUUUUUAGCUUUUCUUCAUACACAGAUAAGCAGCCGAUCCCGAAAACCAAAAGCGGCCACCGGCGCUACUUCAAUCGGCACAGACGAAGAGAGUAGUUGAGGAAUCCAUUGACCUAAGUUCGUACUAAUAGCAAUUAGCAAGUAGCAGCAUUAUCUCCUUUCUAUUCAUUAUGACACGUUUCUCAUGAAAGCCUGCAACCUUUCCUAACCUCUUACGCUGCUUUUUCUUUUCUUUGCAAAAAACCCACAAACAGCAGUAGCGUACGAUAGCAACUAGACGCUCCUCACCCACGUCAUCAGUCACCACUGAGCCACUGACCACACCCAUCAUCUCCUUUCUGACUUCUCUCUUUAUUGUUGAUUGCGGGUGAUGAACACUGCUUUGCCGGAGAUGUUGCACUGCCUACAAACGCCACCGGAAAAUCUCGUAGAAAGCGUUGCGGACCUCACUAUGCUUGAAAGAAAACGUGCACAGCUUAAACGGCAGCUGCAGCAACAACAACAACUACGGCAACAAUCUCAACAGAGAUACUUCGGUGAAACCCAAUUCUAUGUGUUUCCCCAGCCUCCGGUGACACAGGCACAACAGUUUCAAGAUUUGAUCAACAAUGACCCGGCGCUUCGGGAGUUUGUGAACCGAUCAAUGAAGACCGACCCGGGUUUGGCAAAUGAUUGGCCGGACUUCGGUAAGUACCCGAUCACCAAUACCGGGUUUGGUGGCAAGACUGCGGACUUUGGGUGUAACGGGUUUGGAACUAAUUCUCUUGGGACGGACCAGUCUCACUCUGUCUCUAUUUCGAGGACUUCUAGUUGUCCGCCGGCGGUGCCCUUGCCGGAUGAAAAAGGCAGAGAUUCGGCCUUCGUGGCAACUCCUUCCACGGUUGGAAGAGAGAGUUUCAAGAAGAGAAAAGCGGAUAAGACGCAAAACACAAAGAUUACUGUACCAGAGGACACAAGAGAUAAGAGGAUCAAAACGGAUGCGGAAGAGACCAAGAUCACAGUACAAAGCACCGCUACUACCACACGGUCCACACCCACUACAACCACCACCACCGUCACCAACCCCAGUAACAGCAACGACACCACCACCGCCAACAACAAAAGCAACAAAGAAACUACUGGUGACAGUCCAAAAGAUAACUCAAAGACUCCAGAGGUUCCGAAACCAGAUUACAUUCAUGUCCGAGCGCGUCGUGGCCAGGCCACUGAUAGCCAUAGUUUGGCAGAAAGGGUGAGAAGAGAAAAGAUUAGUGAGAGGAUGAAAUACCUACAAGAUUUAGUACCAGGUUGCAAUAAGAUUACGGGCAAGGCUGGAAUGCUCGAUGAAAUCAUCAACUAUGUUCAAUCCCUUCAGAGACAAGUAGAGUUCUUGUCCAUGAAACUCGCCGCCGUGAACCCCAGUCUAGAUUUCAACGUGGACAACUUCUUCGGAAAAGAGAGUGCACAGACAUUUCCUGCUUGUAAUGGCAAUAGUUUUCCGACGGUUGGAUUGUCAUCGGAAAUGGCGAAUCCGGCCUACCUUCAAUUUAAUCCAGUCCAGCAAGUGGUCUCAUGCGGUGGGUUGGAUAUGGCUAUAAAUCCCCCUGAUGAAAUGACGAUUAGAAGAACCUCCAGUACUCCCAUAUCUAUGCCUGAGGCGUUCCUCGACACAACCGGCUUCACUCAAGCCCCACAUUCUUCAUCAAGUUGGGAGAUGGAUCUACAAGGACUUUACAAAGUGGAGCUUCAGCAAGGAAGACCAGCUGCCUUUCCAACUCAUCCAUUUACAGGGACCCUGGAAGCUAACAAUCUCAAGAUGGAGAUGUGAUUUGGAACUACCAAUCAUAGAUUCCUUGGAGCAGAUGAUAUACCAAAAUGCCUACAAUCUUGAUUUCUUCCUUUCUUUUUUUCUAAUUUUUUAGUACAUAAGAUAUAUUUGUAUGUACACUGGCUGGAAGCAUAGUAGUAAUAACAGAGAUCCUGUAUUAACAAUCAAAAAUUCUUGUCCACCCACUUGACAACAAAUUAAAAUACGAUAUG
This is a messenger RNA of Nelumbo nucifera (sacred lotus), 2280 nucleotides long. RefSeq names its product basic helix-loop-helix (bHLH) DNA-binding superfamily protein (gene HBI1). Lineage: Eukaryota; Viridiplantae; Streptophyta; Magnoliopsida; Proteales; Nelumbonaceae. The record is from RefSeq and is a predicted model, not a curated record. Gene Ontology annotation, molecular function: protein dimerization activity; DNA-binding transcription factor activity. Gene Ontology annotation, biological process: regulation of DNA-templated transcription. Gene Ontology annotation, cellular component: nucleus.